This is a messenger RNA of Pelobates fuscus (common spadefoot toad), 4340 nucleotides long. It is a transcript of the gene KCNK10, whose product is annotated as potassium two pore domain channel subfamily K member 10. The transcript is spliced from 7 exons. Gene Ontology annotation, cellular component: plasma membrane. Bases 431 to 2071 code for a protein of 546 amino acids. Gene Ontology annotation, biological process: potassium ion transmembrane transport; stabilization of membrane potential. The record is from RefSeq and is a predicted model, not a curated record. Lineage: Eukaryota; Metazoa; Chordata; Amphibia; Anura; Pelobatidae. Gene Ontology annotation, molecular function: outward rectifier potassium channel activity; potassium ion leak channel activity.
GUGCUAUGAGAUGCUGCCUUUGGCUCCUGAAUGUUACUAUCACAAUGCACGCUGGGCUUGCUGGAUACACCCUGCCUGGACCUGCAUGACCAUCACAACCCACAGCAGACUUUGUCAUCAUCACCAGAUACAUUGUUAAUUGCUGCAGUGUUCCAUCACUUGGACAUAAACCUGAUCCAAUCCAGAGAAGGACCAGCCUACAGCUGAUCUGAUCCUAGGAGUACCUUUUGCCCCCUUCUUUUAUUAUUUGGGAUCCAAGCACUUCUGGUUAGGAUUGUCUCAUCUCUUCUGGCUCAGCUGAGAAGACCUCCUUUGCCCAGCCCAGAGCGCAGGCUCCUCUUAGAUGUUUGUGUGUAAUUUGGUGCCUUUGCGGCAGACACACAGGUUGGGAUUUGUAUCUGGUGUUUUGGUUCACACUUAACAAGGAAAGAUGAAAUUCCCAAUAGAGACUCCAAGAAAACAGGUGAAUUGGGAUCCAGAAGUGGCUGUGCCCUCAACUGUACCCUCGCCUGCCCCGUUGCCUGUACCCCCUUCUGAACCAAAGCCCAUCGGACAUCACCCUACUCCCACCCCUACCCCGACCCCCCGAAUGUCUGUAUGUUCCCGGGUUACACUGGUUAGCAGCAUGGACAAUACAUCAAGUGGCCUGCAUACCGUUAUGAAGUGGAAGACUGUUCUUGCCAUCUUCGUGGUGGUGGUUGUGUACUUGGUCAGUGGUGGUCUUGUCUUCCGAGCUCUUGAGCAACCAUUUGAAAGCAGCCAGAAAAGCACAAUUGCCCAAGAAAAGGCAGAUUUCUUGCUGAAUCAUCCUUGUGUCACUCAACAGGAGCUCGAUAUACUAAUAAAGAAAGUCAUCAACGCUGACAAUGUAGGAGUGAAUCCAAUUGGAAACUACACAAACAGCAGCAGUAGCCACUGGGACCUUGGAAGUGCCUUUUUCUUUGCCGGAACUGUAAUCACUACAAUAGGGUUCGGAAAUAUUGCACCAAGUACAGAAGGAGGAAAGAUCUUUUGCAUUCUUUAUGCCAUAUUUGGGAUUCCUCUCUUUGGCUUCCUCUUGGCUGGAAUCGGAGACCAACUGGGGACAAUCUUUGGAAAAAGUAUUGCAAGAGUAGAAAAGGUUUUCAGGAAGAAGCAGGUCAGCCAGACGAAGAUCAGAGUAAUAUCGACUAUCCUAUUUAUUGUGGCCGGGUGUUUGGUCUUCGUGACCAUUCCAGCUGUUAUCUUUAAACAGAUAGAAGGUUGGACGGAGCUGGAAUCCAUUUACUUUGUUGUUGUUACUCUUUCAACUGUUGGCUUUGGUGACUUUGUGGCAGGAGGAAAUUCGGACAUUAUUUACCGGGAGUGGUACAAACCGAUGGUAUGGUUCUGGAUUUUGGUUGGCUUAGCAUACUUUGCCGCAGUCCUGAGUAUGAUUGGUGAUUGGCUUCGGGUGAUAUCCAAAAAAACAAAAGAAGAGGUUGGAGAAAUUAAAGCUCAUGCGGCAGAGUGGAAAGCCAAUGUACAAGCAGAAUUCAGAGAGACGCGGAGGCGGCUCAGUGUUGAAAUCCAUGACAAGCUUCAGAGAGCAGCCACCAUGAGGAGCAUGGAACGCAGGAGGCUUGGCCUAGACCAGAGGGCCCACUCAUUAGACAUGCUAUCCCCCGAAAAGCGCUCUGUAUUUUCAGAACUGGAGACAGGACGCUUCAAGGCCUCAUCUCAAGAAAGUAUAAACAACAGGCCCAACAAUCUCAGACUUAAAGGUGUUGAGCAGUUUAAUUUACAUGGACAGGGGGUUUCAGAAGAUAACAUUAUCAACAAGUUUGGGUCAAAUUCAUCUAAGCUUACAAAAAGGAAAAACAGGGACUUGAAAAAGAACCUUCCAGAGGAUGUACGGAAGAUCUACGAGAACUUCCGUAAGUAUUCUGUUGACGAAGAAAAAAAAGAAGACGAGGCUGACAACAUUUCCAAUUCUGACACGGCGACUCUGUCCGACUUCAUUCACCACUCUGUGAUGGAGAAUGGCUCCGUACCCACCGAAACCAAAGAUGAGGAACAUGAGAACAAAGCUCUACUUGAAGAGAGAAACUAAAAGGGCAAAUUUAAAGAUCAUUGCUCUGUCGUGGCACGGCCAAACUCUGGGCUGCAGAAUUGUGAAGAAUAUGGACAUUUUACUUCCAAUUCAGAGCCCAGAAUUCGUCUGUACUCUGCCUGAGCAGUAACCUUUAACCCCUUCUGUGCUGGAGGGGUGUGCAAUUCAGCGAAUUGCCUUCCCCUCCAGCACAGAAGGGGUUAAAUAUUGUCCUGUCUGAAAAUCUGUGUUGCUUAUUUAAUUCAGGGGUGGGGGGAGGGGCAAGCUUUGUCUUUCUAGCUUUUGGUGGAGUGCAACUCCUUACAUCAUCGUAGCAUGUCCGGCGUUGUAGACUAUCAACUGCUAGAAAAUCGCCUUCCAUCCAAACCAACUGAGAAAAAUAGUUGCUUCUUUUUCUUAAACACGUUAUUGAGACAUGUGCCUUAUACAGACUCUCAAAUUAUUUAGGAUUCUGUAGACUACAUUGAUGAAAAUUACUGUGCCAUAAAUGACUGCCAAAAAAAGUAUGGAAUAUAGCCUAACAGCAGCAGAGAAGAAGUACAUGAGUGGGAGAAAUUCAUGGCCGUUAAAACGUUUAUGGAAGAUACACUGGUGAAUACAUAGUGAAAGACCACUGAGAUAUUUAAAACGGCAGCAUGGUUCACUCUGAUUUAAACAGGGUAGAAUUUAUUAGAAGGUUGGAAUAAAUGAAUAUGCAUUUUGUGGCACAUGGGUAAAAACAAAAAAACUAAAAAAUAUUUUAAUGGAAUUUAUCAUCUUUCUAACCUCCAUAUUUAGCCAGGUGUAACCCUGGCUGUAACAGAAUCCGUGCACACCACACAAUAAAUGUGGAUCAGCUUUUAAACCUUUAAGAGCCGUGUGGGAAUAGAACCAAUGAAUAUACUAAACAGAGACCAUGUGACUAUGAUUUAAAUUUGAAGAUGGAGGCUCUCCUAAGUGCUGGAAAGAUGUCAUUUUACAAAGAAUGGUCAUGCGUGUUAUUUAUUUAUUACUUUUUUUCUUUUUAAGUAUCUUCUAGACACUUUAUAUUGCUGAAAAAAAAAUUCAGUUAUCAAUGCUGUAACAAAGAGAAACGAGCAAGAAUCUCGCAUGUGCUUUGAAAACAAAUGACUCUAUUAUUUCGAUAAAUUAUUGAAAUAGACCCAAAACAUUGUGAUCAUUCGAUGUCCAUGUAUGAUUCUCAGGGCUAUGGGUCCCUUCCAUAAAACAAAGGAUUCGAUGGUCACUGUAUUGUCCCUCUCACGUAACUAUAACACACCACAAAUUAAGGGUCCAAGAAUCGUCUGUAGCGUGAGUUUAAUGUCUAACAGUUUACUGCUUUGUGCCAUUUAAUUUUGUACUUUUAUUACAAAAUAUUUUGGAUAUUUCAUUUUGAGGUUUUUUUUUUCUAUUUGCCCAUUUAUUUUAAGAGCCAAUAUUUAGUAAACAAGCAGACAGCAAAAACAGGAAGCGGCUUGUAUUCAUGACAUGCAUCACAAAAUGGCGUCAUCUCAUGUCUUCAUUACAUCAUAUGUAUAGCACAACUGGUCUCUGUUAUUAUUAUUUUUGGUAAGCGGGAGGUUUAAUGUUUUAAAGGAACUUUAAUGAAUUACUGAAACAAAUGUCCAUUUGCAAAUUAAGGUUGUAAACUCUGUUCUGACUGUCUAUUAAGUUCUAUGAUUCCAAUGAUAUUGUAGACUAAUGCCUUUUCUCCUUUGCUGAAGUCAUGGUGCCAGUCUGCUGCCUUUUAUUGUAAUGUGACACUUUAAAAGGAAAUGAAUUAACUACUUACAAAACCCCAACAUAUAAUACAUUUAGGCAAACUAUAAUGAAAACAUGCUUUGGAUAUGUUGUAGAACAUGCAAAGUUGUAUUUCCAUAGAUAUUUAAUUUAAAUGAUAUCAAGGUUAUAUUCCCUCCUGUUUUAAUGGCAUUAUUAAACACAAAAUGAGAGGGGACCUGGCAUGCCCCAAACAACAUGUGGUCAUUAGAUUGAGCAUAAUAUUCUAUCUAUACAAUGUGCUCAGAGUUUUGCUAGCAAAUGUAUAGUUUAGGAGAAAAACCUAUUUAAUAGCAUGUUUUCUCCCAGCUCUCAGUCAAUACCUCGGUGUCCACAGGAGGUCCCUCUGCUCUCCACCCAUAGCAACCACAGCACAUGCGCUGGAGUUGCUAUGGAAACUCCCUAACCGACACUCUAGCACUGGCUAGGGGGUAUACUAACGGAGUGAAAUAACGUCACUCUGUUCCGACUCCGGCGCGCUGCAAAUGAAGCCAGCAUGCCGGCGCCGCUG